CAUAUUGUCUUCCAGUUUUCGUUGACUCCCUUUUAUAAUCCCUUCUUCCAUUAUCCUCCAUAUCAACAACCUAUACUAGCCAUGUCUGCCUUUGUAGGAAAAUAUGCUGAUGAGCUCAUCAAGACUGCAAAGUACAUUGCGACGCCGGGGAAGGGCAUCCUCGCCGCCGACGAGAGUACAGGCACCAUUGGCAAGCGCUUAUCAAGCAUCAACGUGGAAAACAUAGAGUCCAAUCGCCAGGCUCUCCGGGAGCUCCUCUUUACUUCACCCAACGCCCUCCCCUACCUCUCCGGCGUCAUUCUGUUCGAGGAAACCCUGUACCAGAACACCUCCGACGGCAAGCCCUUCGUGGAAGUCCUCCAAGAGAACAAUGUGGUUCCGGGCAUCAAGGUGGACAAGGGGACGGUGGAGUUGGCGGGGACCAACGGCGAAACCACCACGCAAGGGUUCGACUCUCUGGGGGCGCGGUGCCAGCAGUACUACAAGGCGGGUGCGCGGUUCGCCAAGUGGAGAGCCGUCCUGAAAAUUGGGGAGACGGAGCCGUCGGAGUUAUCGAUCCAGCAGAACGCUCAGGGGUUGGCUCGCUAUGCCAUAAUCUGUCAGGAGAAUGGGCUGGUUCCGAUUGUUGAGCCGGAGGUGCUCACCGACGGGAGUCAUGACAUCAAGAAAUGCGCCGCCGUUACUGAGACUGUUCUCGCUGCUGUUUAUAAGGCACUCAAUGACCACCAUGUCCUCCUUGAAGGAACUCUCUUGAAGCCUAACAUGGUCACCCCUGGCUCUGCUAGCCCAAAGGUUGCAGCAGAAGUGAUUGCUGAGUACACGGUAACAGCGUUGAGGCGGACAGUUCCACCGGCGGUGCCGGGCAUCGUGUUCCUGUCGGGGGGACAGAGCGAGGAGGAGGCGACGGUGAAUCUAAAUGCGAUGAACAAGCUGGAUGUGUUGAAGCCAUGGACACUGUCCUUCUCCUUCGGGCGAGCUCUGCAACAGACCACACUGAAGACAUGGGGUGGGAAAAAGGAGAAUGUUGGGAAGGCGCAAGAGGCGUUCUUGGUGAGGUGCAAGGCCAAUUCCGACGCCACCAUUGGCAAAUACACUGGUGGAACCGCUGCCGGCGCCGCCACUGAGAGUUUGUUCGUCUCGGGAUACAAGUAUUAAUUAGCCGCCGCCGUCACCAUGCUCAUAUGUAUGUAUAUGUUGCGUAGAUUAUACUUGUUGACUUGUUCUGUGCGUGAAGGGGUUGAUAAUUGUGCACGUCUAUUGAUUUACAGUUUUACAUUAUAAAAUCUAAUUUAUUUUUGCUUUCUUU
Molecule: messenger RNA, 1306 nt
Organism: Ipomoea nil (Japanese morning glory)
Lineage: Eukaryota; Viridiplantae; Streptophyta; Magnoliopsida; Solanales; Convolvulaceae
Product: fructose-bisphosphate aldolase 5, cytosolic
Exons: 3
Coding region: 82-1155 (357 amino acids)
Biological process (GO): fructose 1,6-bisphosphate metabolic process; glycolytic process
Cellular component (GO): cytosol
Molecular function (GO): fructose-bisphosphate aldolase activity
Source: RefSeq, a predicted model, not a curated record